Molecule: messenger RNA, 2167 nt
Organism: Paramecium sonneborni
Lineage: Eukaryota; Ciliophora; Oligohymenophorea; Peniculida; Parameciidae
Source: the annotation of a GenBank genome assembly
AUGCACCAAAUGCAAUAAUAAUUAAUUCAUCAACAAAAGAUUGUCGAAUUCACAAAUUUAGGUAUUUAGUAAAUAGCAUUCUUUAGGAUAAUAUGUUUAUUUAGAAGAAUAUAUUAGAACUAAUCACAUAUCAUAAACAACUUAUUCUUAAGCCUUUUUAGAAUGCAUACAAUUUACUAGAGAUAGUGAAGAUCAUUUUCAAUGUAUUUAGUAAAUUUUAAAGUAUAUAUAUUUCAAACUUAAAGAUAAUCUAUUGAUUUUAAUUAUAAAGAUAAUUAAGGUAAUACAGCAAUUGUUUAAGCAGCCAAAACAGCCAAGAUAAGUAUUUUGAAUGAAAUAAUAAAAUAUAAAGAGAAAAUAGAAACAAAAUAAAUUAAACUAGCACUUGAUAUUGCAAUCUAAUCUGAAUAAGACAAUUGGGAUAUUGUUGAAACUCUUUUAUAAAUUACAUCUCUCGAUAAACCUUAACAUUUAAUUAAGUCCUUAUAAAAAGGUAAUUAUAAGACAGCUUCAAAAAUCAUAGAAAAAUAUGGAGCUUCUGGUUAAGAUGAAUUUGGUGAUACUGCUUUACACAUAGCAUCUCGUAAAGGAGAAUUAAUUAUCAUUAAGUAGAUAUGUUAAAGAGAAUGUCUUUUUUAAAAAAAAAAUAAAUAAAAUCAAAUUCCUCUUGAUGUAGCUUUAAAUGAAAAAACAAGAGAAUUAUUGAUUUAAGAAGAAAAUUAAUUCAUGAAAUCUCCUAAUAGAAAAAAGAAACAGGAAGAAUUAUAAGAAAUUACUCAAAAAAUUAACAAAUAAGAAGAAUAAGUUGAAAUUUAAUAGAAGCUUAUAAAAAUUAUCGAAUAAACAGGAUAAGAAACAUAGACUGAUAUAAAAGAAAAAAAAGAAAUAGAGAUCUAGGUUAUAGAAUCAACUUAUAUCAAUUAACCAUUUUAUAAUUAAUUAAUUUUUGAUUCCAAAUAAACCUUACCUUAUCAUAAAAUUAGUUUAGAUGAUAUUGUUAAGUAUUAAAAAAUAUUUAAUUAUUUUUAGACAACUUACAUUUGAAAUUAAUACAUUUACAUAGGAAUUGAGUAAAUAUUUAGAUGAGUAAAAACCAAUCAUCGAUAAAUUAGUAGUAUUAGUUGAUGAAGUAUUAAAUAAAAAUAUUUAUUUCUAAGAUAGUUUAAAAUGUUUAACCUAAAGCACAUGCUUUUCUUUAUGGCUCUUGUUAUACAGGAUUAAAUUUACUAGAUUCAGAUAUUGAUAUAGUUAUUGAAACAAAUGAAAAUGAAGAAAUAAUUUUAUUAUACAAACUUGCAGAAUAAUUUAAAGUAUAAUAUAUAUAUAUGAAUUCAUAUUUAGAUAGCAAGCUUCAUUAAAGAUGUCAAAGUGAUUGAUAAUGCUAAGAAACCAGUAUUAAAAAUGUAAUCUUCAAAAGAAUUUAAAGAAAAACAUAUUGAUAUUACUAUUAGUAGAAAUGAUCACUAAGGAAGGAAGACUGCAAAUUCUAUGAUUGAAUUUGAAAAAGAAUUUAAAUAAUUUAAAAGUUUGGCUUUAAUGCUAAAAUUCUACUUUAAAUCAAUAAAUCUAUUGAAUGCUUAUUAAGUAUUAAGUAAAUUUAUUAGGGUGGUUUGAAUAGUUAUUGUAUUUAAACCAUGAUUCUUGCAUUGCUAUAAAUUAAAAGAAUUAGAGAUAAUGAUAAUGAAGAAAUUGGUAAAAUAUUUUUAGAUUUUUUUGAUCUCUACAGUUAAGAUAUAGAUUAUUAUAACAAAAUAAUUAAUAUUGUACCAUCUUAGUCAGAAAAUAUGCAAAUUGAUGAACCAAAUAUUUAUCAAUAAUAAUAUUUUUAAUUGUAAGUACUUAUAUAUUAAAUUUAGUGAUUAAGGAUACUAAGAAUUAUUUAUAUUGGAUUUACAUAAUAAAAAUAAUAAUAUUGCUAGUAGUACUUUUAAAAUUAAAAACAUUAAAGUUUAUUAUAAUAUUUAUUUAUUAGAAUGCUCUUACUUUUGGAUACAGUGCAAUUUUAAAUGCAAAGAAAUGUGAUUAACCUUGUUUUUUCUCUAGAUAUAAUAAACCAGUUUGUUGUAUUUUAAAAUAAAUGAUUUAACAAUCUAAAAAUAAUCAUUUAAAUAGCCACUUAAAAAAUAAGUAGCCAUUUUAUUUGUUUAAUUAUAAUAAUUCUUAUUGA